Molecule: messenger RNA, 1668 nt
Organism: Sinocyclocheilus rhinocerous
Lineage: Eukaryota; Metazoa; Chordata; Actinopteri; Cypriniformes; Cyprinidae
Product: grpE protein homolog 1, mitochondrial-like
Exons: 4
Coding region: 83-736 (217 amino acids)
Biological process (GO): protein import into mitochondrial matrix; protein folding
Cellular component (GO): PAM complex, Tim23 associated import motor
Molecular function (GO): adenyl-nucleotide exchange factor activity; protein homodimerization activity; protein-folding chaperone binding
Source: RefSeq, a predicted model, not a curated record
GUGUAAGAACAGGAGCUGCGAUUGGUCGAAUGAGACAGCCUCGCUCUGCAGGUCACUCAGCGUGCGUGGACAUUGAGUGAAGAUGGCGACCUGGUGUGUGCGUGCGAUCAGACAGAGCUCUUCUGUCAUAGCGUCCCCUUCACUUGUAAGGGCGACUCCACGCCUCCUUUGCACAGCCGCCCAACAGAAAAGCUCAGGGCCUGGGACCGAAGAAGAGAAUGGGACUCAGAAACCAGAGCCCAGUGCAGCUGAGAAAGCCUGCAUAGAAGAAAAGACACAACUGGAAGAACAGCUGAAAGAUGUUACGGAUAAAUACAAGCGGGCGCUAGCAGACACUGAGAACCUUAGGCAGAGGAGUCAAAAGAUGAUUGAUGAUGCUAAGCUUUAUGGAAUCCAGGGCUUCUGUAAAGAUCUCUUGGAGGUGGCUGACAUCUUGGAGAAGGCAACAGAAAGCGUACCAAAAACUGAAAUAUCUACUGCAAAUCCACACCUGAAAAAUCUUUAUGACGGCCUUGUAAUGACUGAGGUGCGGAUCCAAAAGGUCUUCCAAAAACACGGUCUUGUUAAGCUUAACCCUGAUGGUCAGAAGUUUGACCCUUAUGAGCAUGAGGCUGUCUUUCAUGCACCUAUGGAGGGCAAGGAGGCAGGUACCAUAGCUGUAGUUACUAAAGUAGGCUACAAGCUGCACGGUCGUACUCUACGGCCAGCUCUGGUGGGUGUAGUCAAAGCCCCCUAACUGGUCUUACACACUAUGAUGGGUUAUUGCCUGGUCAACUGAUCGGUUUCUGUAAGUUAGCUGGUCUUAGGCUCCACUGUUUUUUUGUUUUUGUUAAAUGUGCCUCUGAGAGGUGAAAUCCAAUAUAUUGACAACUGAGGGACAAUGCCAGACUAAUCUUUGUGAUUAAUAAUGAUUCAGUAAAAAAAUAGUUAUUGGGUAUAAUAUAAGAGUUGAGUGUGUAUGAGGUAGAAGAUUAACAGAAUCUUUGAUUGGAUGCAUCAGUAUUCUCUGGAGGAUCAUCACCUUUCCAGGGACGUCUGAGAUCCAAAGAAACGGAAGCUUUUGAAUAAUCGAAAGCUUUUAAAGAAACACUGCAGCAUAUUACCUUGUUGAACAUCUUUUCUUAUUAUACUUAUUUGCUCUUACAUUAAUUACUUUACUGAAGAACUUAACCAGUUUGGUGAUGUCUAUUACAGCAGUUGUUAGAUUCCACUUUUUUUGUCAGUGUUAUGCAGAUUUUUCCAUUUGUAUGAGAGAAUAAUUAGUCUUCUUUACAGGACUUAAAGUAAUAUUUUAUCCAAAAAUAAAAUGUAUAAUUUUACAAUAAUUUGCCUAUUGGCAGUUGUGCUUGCUAACUUUCACCAUUAGUUUCAUAGUGUGCAAACCUGAUGAAGUAUCACACUUCAGUCCACUGAUUGUAAUAACUACUGAUGGGGUUUUUGUGAAGAUCUGGGGAAAAGGAUGGCCGUUUAAGGCCACUUGAGAAAUCAGUCAUUAGAAAUUGUGGUUGUAAUAUGAAUAGAAUUAUGCCGUGCUCAUGGAAAAAUAUGAACGUCAAAUUUAUGGAAAAAUGUGAACGUCAAAUUUAAAAGGGUAUUGGAUUCAACUUUUCCAUCUAGUAUGUGAACAAGCAGACAACUGUCAAAUAAAGCAUGUACCUCUUUUAAAAA